UUACUUAUCUUACCUCAAUUGAACUUACAAUACAAUGUCUAUGUCCACGAGAAGCAUGCCAAAAUUGUUCAACCCUAUCAAUCUUAAACACAUCAGAAAAAUGGCUUCCGCACCAGCAGCACAUAUCAAAUCUCUCGACCACCUCGUCCUAACAGUUGCCUCUAUACCCCGCAGCACCCAAUGGUACAAGACGAAUUUGGGCAUGCAAUCCGAGCAGUUCGUCUCAAGUUCUACCCCAGAUAUAACGCGUCAUUCUUUGGUCUUUGGUUCACAGAAGAUAAAUCUACAUGAGCUUGGAAAGGUAAACCGUUCCUUUACUCCCUGUCACUUCAUGACAUCUGAAUUCUAAACCGGUUCAAAUAUUAGGAAUUUGAACCCAAAGCCCAGAAUGUGAAAGACGGAAGUGCAGAUUUAUGCUUUCUGACGGAUGAUGAUGUGAAAGAUGUUCGUAGACGUCUAAUAGAUGCUGGUGUGGAAAUGGUAGAUUUGAGCCCCGAAAAGACCGACGAGGGAGUUGUGAAUCGCACAGGUGCCCGAGGCAAGCUGAGAAGUGUUUACUGCAGAGACCCAGACGGGAAUUUGAUCGAGUAAGUCAAGGACCUCCCCUUGAACUCAUUGAGUAUAUUUUGAUGACCAUUGAAGGAUCUCCAACUAUAUCUAAAAACUAUGAAACAUGAUUUGACAUCAUACCAUUUUUGAAAUGGGUAUAUUACGCCUUCUUUCCUUUCCCGAUGGUCGUUAUUUAUAAUCAUCGUCGUCAUUAUACCCCAUUUGUUACUCCAUUACCUGACUAAUAACACCACGCUGGAGGUCCUUAGGAGUAAAUUACGAGAAAUACUACUGUCUCAGGACGUUCAUAACGACAUCCCUCCCAAGUCGUAACAGUUUGCUCUCUUCCUCUAUUAGAGCUUUGUCCUCUACAUGUGAAAAGUCGCCCGCCAGGAACUUUUCGUUUUGAAUCAAAUCCUCGUUCCUUCUUUGAUGCUGCGGCGAGUCUCUCAUAGCCCACGCUCGACUGGUAGCUUCAACAUUCCUUAUGAGAAGCUCUCGAGCCUCUUCUUGGGAUGUAGGUAUAGGCAUUGCAGAGAUGUCAGCUGGUGUUAAUGGUGGCGAAACAUCAUACAGAUCCUCAUCAGGGGCAGUAAAGGCUUCACUCUCCGAGAUGGGAGACACAGCAGAUUCAGAGUCAUCGAUAAGGUCAACAGAAGUAGCUUCCAAAGGCUCUGCAGUAUCUUGGUUCGUCCUGUCCGGUGGGCUAAUUUGUGUUUCGGCCGCUGAGGAGACAUUUUUCAGCCCGGCCUUUACUAUGUUUCGGAGUAACCUCCCUUCAUUA
Molecule: messenger RNA, 1333 nt
Organism: Sclerotinia trifoliorum
Lineage: Eukaryota; Fungi; Ascomycota; Leotiomycetes; Helotiales; Sclerotiniaceae
Source: the annotation of a GenBank genome assembly